UCUGCCUAUUUUGGAUUCUCGUGUGCGAUUGUGACCCAUUUGUGCGACUCUCAUAUUAACGCUUGUUGAUGACAUCUGAAUGAUACCUCUUGACUCGCCGUCGGCCUCGUCGUUUUGGUCGACUUGCGUCUUUGGGCCGGGUCCAAAGGAUGUCGAUGUAGUUUCUACGCGUGUUUCAGAUUGAUCGACGCGGAUUCUGAUCAAAAUCGUCAUCAGAGAGGCGUGAGGGGAGGAAUGUAUAUAAAGAGCGGCAAGAUGAUGGAUCGAUGGAUUCACAUCGACAUCGAUUCGCCACCGACCCACCAAACUAUUCAACAACCUCAACCUCGAUAUACUCUGCCUUCAACUUCCAUCCGUUCAGGCACUUCUCCCAUUUCCCAAACGACGUGUCUCAAGAUGCCCUCCGUCGCCCAUACCCCGAUCAACCAAGGCCACCGCUCUCAUCCUUAUCCAUCGAAACGUAUUCCCCAUCAGCUGUCGUCGCCCAUGGGCCCCGCUGCCUCUACAUGUGAAGCAGAUCCCAAGAGGUAUCACCGGAGCUGGUAUGCAGCUCGACACGACGAAGAUGCGGUGACGUUGAUUUCAUCGGGAAACCUCCAUUUCGCGGUCCCGGAAUACUACCUCCAGGCUCACAGCUCAACUCUCAGGGAACUUAUCGGGACGCUUCCCAAAGGUCCGGCCGACACCAGGCUCAUUGACUUACAAGCCUAUCAUCCUCAAGUCAUCUCCCUCUUCCUAGAUCUGACGACCAGUCUCAAUGCAAACCGCUUGACCGAGAUCAAAAGAUCUGCUCAAUACCUUGAGGUCAAAGCGUUCGCCGACCGGUUCGCCAUUUCCGGCCUGGUUGAUGGACUGAAAAAGAUCAGGGAUAAAGUCAUGAAGACGGAUCCGUUGGGCUUCAUGCAGAUCCUCGCCGACGAGGCCGUCGCUUCAGCUCAGACUGCCGAUAUCGAACGGGGCGUCACACAAAUAGUCGAGACGAUCGCGGCAAAUCAGCCGUGCCCACCGAAGCAACGAGACGCUAUUCGAUCCAGGGCCUGGGCGGUGCUUUCCUUGGAACUCGCCGGAACGGGAGUAGGAACGGUCAAGCCCAAACGCCGGCAGACGCAGUCGAGUGCCUCUACCAGCGUUUCCGAUACGAUCGAUACCCUUAUUCGCGACGAAGCGAGAGCUCUCGCCGGAAUAAUCAAGACAACCUACAACGAGGACAAUGCUUUUACCAAGGCCCGGCAACGCAUGUACAAAUCAGACGAAAUGAGGGAUACCAUCUAUGCACUACAGCAUCAAUUUUACAUCACCAGCGAGAACCAUUAUCCGGCGCGUUGGUCGACUUUUCAAGAAAGCAUCUACUGCACCGAUACGAUUGAAUACGAUAACCCGGCCCAUGCGCUCCCUACUCAGGUCGCUCAGGCACUCGGUAUGCCCUUCUACAGAGCGUUCACAUUCAGCCUGAACGAGGCACUGAUGCAGCAGAACUUCCGUUCCGGGUACAAGAGGGAUCCUCUGGGUAAACCUCCCUUUCAUGCCGAACAAAUACAAUCUCAUGAGCGGAUGGAACAAGACGUACAGCAAGGAAGCAGCCAGAAUGAAGAGAGUCCUUUCGUCGUGCUUCCAGAGAACGCACUCGGACUAGCCUCGCAACCGGUCGUCCGACUUGGGAGUCCGAUUCCGACUCAGUCGAACCUUCGCGACGGGACACCUCAGCCUUCGCGAUCUCAGCAAUUCGGCCCAAUCCCGACUAGCCAAGGCUCCGCUCCUGCUUCGUACGUCUCGCCUCAACAACAGCACAUUCAUACGCAGUCUUCGAACGGUUCGCCGAGGUCGUUCAACCGUCAAGCGUUUACCGCUCCUCUGCCCGACCGCCCUUCGCAAAAGACCCCGCCAUCCACCGGAUCCUUCAAACCGCCUCCAAGCAGGAUGUAUCCUCCUGCUACAAAGGUAGUGAAGAAGCAAUCGCAGAUUCAACCCGCCGAACCCGAAGUCAAACAGGAACACGAGGGGGGCCUCGCCGUAAAGGACGAAUUUGAGUACUCGGGUCAGGAGUUGUGGGAGGAGAUUUGGACCAACAUGAAAAGCCACUUGGAGACCGAACUCAAUCCCAUCUCUUCCGUCUGCGAUUGGGAUGAUUUCGUCUUGGAGGAGAUCGAGGAGACGUUUGAAGCGGAUGAUCAAGCUUCGGAACUGGAUAUGCAAGAGGAUGGAGAGGUCUUUGACGGCAAGUCUCCUGUAGCGGGGCCCUGCAGUCCUUGUUAA
This is a messenger RNA of Filobasidium floriforme, 2253 nucleotides long. RefSeq lists its product as uncharacterized. The coding region runs from base 235 to 2253 and encodes 672 amino acids. The record is from RefSeq and is a predicted model, not a curated record. Lineage: Eukaryota; Fungi; Basidiomycota; Tremellomycetes; Filobasidiales; Filobasidiaceae. The transcript is spliced from 5 exons.